AUGGUUCGGGUGCGGGCUGUGGUGAUGACCCGAGACGACUCAAGUGGGGGUUGGGUGCCCAUGGGCGGAGGCGGCCUGAGCCACGUCAUCAUCUGCAAAGUCCGGCGCCCAGAGGAAGGGCGUCGUCGCCAGUACCUGAUCAGCGGGGAGCGCCUGCGGGACCAAACGGUGAGAUCGACAGGGCUUUUAUUCGGGGAGAAGACGGGGUUCGUGACGUGCAGCUGGCGGGAAGGGAAAGAGGAGGUUGCAAACCAGAAGAGCCCACCAUUGAAAUAAACUCAGCAAAGGGGUUUGGCUGUAACCUUCGACGCCUCCCUUUCCGUGGAGCAUAGCUGUCAACCGUCCCUUAUUUGGCGGGAAACUCCCUUAUCCCAGCGCCGUGUCCCGCUGCUGUCCCUUAUUGAUGAUGUCCCUUAAAUUCCCCAGGUUUCAAAGGAAGCAGCUCCUCUCCCUCCCUCCCUCCCUACCUACCAGGGAGGAGGGAGGCUCCAGCUGUGUUGCUUGGCUGCGUUGCUCACCCAAUAAGGAGUCUAAGAACGACGGGGCGUGGAGCUUGCAUGCCUUGUGCCGAUCAAAUCGGCCGCGUUGCCUGGGGCCUCGCCUUUGCUCAGCGCUUCCCAGCAGAGAGGUGACGGUGGUUUUCCUUGCUGCAUCCCCUUUGCUGGGUUGCUGCGCUGUGGGAACCACCGCUUGAGGCUUUGUUUGGCUGCUGGCUGGGCUUUCUGCCUUUGGCUUGGAGGGGCUCAGAAGUCGAACAUACGAUGUAUACUGCAUAGGUGUCAAUCGUCCCUUAUUUGGCGGCAAAGUCCCUUAUCCCAGCGCCGUGUCCGGCUGCUGUCCCUUAUUGAUGAUGUCCCUUAAAUUUCCCGGGUUUCAAAGGAAGCAGCUCCUCUCCCUCCCUGCCUGCCGGCCAGGGAGGAGGGAGGCUCCAGCUGUGUUGCUUGGCCUCUGGGAGCCCCUCCCCGCCGGGACUGGCGGGAGCCUCGGGCCCUUCUGCCGCCAUCCUCCUUGUGGCCGCUGAACUGAGCAUCUCUGCCUGGGGCAGCAUCUUCGUAGCUUGGACUUCGUUUUGCGCAAAAAGUGGUUGCUGCUUGUAGUUAUUCAAUUGCAGUGUUUCAUCAGCUUCAGCAGCAACCUCUGGAAAUGAAGGGCUAAAAACCGGCGCUGCUCUCCAAAAUUAUCUGGUCCCUUUUAACUUCAUAUUUCAGUUGGCUGAUUAAAAUCCCUUAUUUUGGCUGCUGAUCCCUUAUUUUCAAGGCCGCUGAUUCCUUAUUUUCAAAUCUGAAAGUUGACAGCUAUGCCAACGUACCCCAGAAGGAGCACGCCGUGUCCCCCCGCCCCCCGAGGGUACUACUCUUCCUCUAACACCCCUCUGGGAAUAGUAGCUCUGUGAAACCAUCCCACCCGCUGAAAGGGGCUGCACAUAAGUCAAAGCCAAAGGCCUGGCAAAAACUAAAUGUUUUUUUGUCUACUAAAGAUCUGGCACCAGGUGAGCCUUCCCAGGGAGAGCAUUCCACAAGCAAGGUGCCACCACUGAAAAGGCCUGCUGUCGUGUCGCCGCCCUCAGAACCUCCAGCGGAAGUGGCACACAGAAUAGGGCCUUCGGUGGCAAUUGCGGGUUGCGAGGUCCUGCUAUCUUUGUUUGGAGAGGAGCUUUUGCUUACAGGGUCACAGCCUCCCACUUCAAGGGGCAGGGCAGAUGCAGAUUUGGGGCGAAUCCAGCCCUUUCUCCCCUCUUUCCCAGCCUUUGACCUUGGGUGGCUGCUGUUCGCCCUCAACCUCCUUCUUUCCCUACGGCAGACCAUCUUGGAGUGUGCUCUGAAGAGGGACCUCGUCUACAACAAGGUGAACCCCAUUUUCCACCACUGGAAAGUCGGAGACAACAAGUUUGGCCUCACUUUCCAGAGCCCUGCCGACGCCGUGGCCUUCGAGAGAGGGGUGCAAGCUGCCCUGGAGGAGAUUGCUGAAGGUGAGGGGGCAGCAUGGGGGGCAAGAGUCAGGGGCAUCAGUGCUGCUUGCCAGGUUUCUCACACUAUGCACUCACCCCAUGCUUUUCAACAUCUACAUGCAGCCACUGGGAGAGAUCAUCAGGGGGUUUGGGAUGGGUGUUCAUUAGUAUGCGGAUGACAUCCAGCUCUACCUCUCUUUCAAAUCAGAACCAGCGAAGGCAGUGAAGGUCUUGUGUGAGUGUCUGGAGGCGAUUGGAGGAUGGAUGGCGGCUAAUGGAGUUUAAAAAUUUUUUAUUUUUUAUUUACAGAAAGACUCAUUCUUGCUGGUAUAAUCUUAAUAUUUACAACCAGAUGAAGGCUUCAUUUUCAGAAUAACAAAUUUUCAGAGUAGUUUUUACAGUUAAAUCAGAAAUUACUGAUUUGGCUAUACGAUUAGAAAUACAUAAACAGAUAAUUAUGAAAUUAUUGUGAGGUUUAAUAAGUUAACUGCUUGUAUUUGGAAAUCUUUUCUGCUGUACUUUAUUGGAAGGAGACAAAUAAUCAUUUCCUUAAUAACAAUUUAUUUAACUAGAACAAUACAGUGGUACCUCAGGUUACAUACGCUUCAGGUUACAUACGCUUCAGGUUACAGACUCUGCUAACCCAGAAAUAGUACCUCGGGUUAAGAACUUUGCUUCAGGAUGAGAACAGAAAAUGUGCAGCAGCGGCGCAGCAGCAGCGGGAGGCCCCAUUAGCUAAAGUGGUGCUUCAGGUUAAGAACAGUUUCAGGUUAAGUACGGACCUCCGGAACAAAUUAAGUACUUAACCUGAGGUACCACUGUAACAUUAUAGCAUAUGUAUCCAUGUUUGUUAACUGAAGUGGUUAAACAAUUUAAAAAACAACGAACUUUAGCAUGCAUGAAAAACUUAAAACAAAUGAAUAUUUCCUGAUGAAUAGCCUUUGAACUAUAAUGUAACUUAAAUAGAAAACCAUCUUUAGAAAAAAAAAAAUUCCCCAAAAAAGCAUUUUAUUUUAAAAAUCCAAUUUAAAUAAUUUUUAUUUUAAAAAAUUGAUUAUUUUUUUAAAACCAUUGACUUUUAUCCAUCCUGCUCAAGAGUGCAUGGUACUAUUUGCAGCCUAGCUGAAGCUUUGCUGUUUAAAAUGGGAUGGGGGUUUUUUUUUAGGGGGUGGGGGUUGGUGGCAUAACUUUUACCCCUCUGUUUUCAUUCUCUCAGGUUCCCUCUCACCUUCCUCUACCUCCUCCUCCCAGGACGACGCCGACGGGACAGAUGAAGUUCUUGCCGUAAGCAGUUUCCUGACAUUUCACUCGCGGCGCUUCUGAGUGUGUGCAGAGUGCCUUACUUCCUUGGCAGGAAUCAUACUGUAGCCUUAUUAGAGUUUACCGACUGGUGGGGUCUGCGUUGUUCCCGGGAGGGAGGAAGGAAGUCAAAUGAUACUGAGGUUGAUUCAGAGAAAGAGUUUAUUCUGCUCUCCAGAUAGCAGAAGGCACUUGCGUGGUCAGUCCACAGCAAGUCCAAAGAAAUGAGAGAUUUCAUGCAGUAUAUAUAUCUUCCAGGCAACCUCUCCCCCCUUCCCCAGGAAUCCAGCCACGUCAGCCUAUACACGCAAGUUGACAUCACAGAUGUUCCUGCUCCUUACUCUUAAUAAAAGGGUUUUCCUCUUCCUGUACUUUUGACCAUAAAAGGGUGUUCCUGUUCCUGUUCCUAUACUCUUAUAUUGGAGCAAGUGGUCACCAACUCCUGGCGCCGUUCCCGGACUAAGUCUGAGCGUCAGAGUGUGGUCUUAAUGUAAGAUAAGAUAGACAGAGUGCCAUCCCUGCUCCCCUGGAACAGCCAAGGCCAUCCAUUGCCAUCACGGACUGAUAAAGGAGAGCGCUUUGAGCACUUGUUUAUACAGCUGGCUUUCUGUUUAUACAUUGACUCAUGAGCUCAAGUUAAUGCAUUUUAGAAAUGCUCCCUUGCAGCAGGGGGGAAAAUGUGGAUUUUGGGUCCCAUUUCAGACUGACUGUACAGUCAGGUUUUUAGAUUUGGGAAACCCAUUCCUUCAAUACAACCACAGAAUUGUAGAGUUGGAAGGGACCUGAGGGUCAUCUAGCCCAACCCCGGGCAAUGCAGGGAUCUUUCGCCCAACGUGGGGCUCAAACCUAUGACCCUGAGAUUAAGAGCCUCGUGCUCUACCAACCAAACUUAUCCCAGCAGCUCUUCCACCAAAAACACCAAAGGGUUGCGUUCCAACGUUCGUCAAGCCCUUUGGAAUUAACGGGCAGGAAUAGCUUAGCUCCAUUAGUUUCACUGGGUCUACUCUGUAUCUAAUUUAGUUGGGUGCACUCCAAAAUCUGCACAAGGGAGUGCUUGCUGCACAAGAUGGACCUGAUCCUGCACAGCUCUUCUUAGAAUCUCAUGAACAUCCCAGGAAAUCCCAGAAUGUGCGUUUUGGUUUGGCUUUCCAAAAUAAUAAUAAUAAUAAUAAAAAUAAAAUAAUAAUAAUAAUAAUAAUAAUAAAUUUUAUUUAUACCCCGCCCUCCCCAGCCAAGACCGGGCUCAGGGCGGCUAACACCAAAUAUAAAAACAAUUGAUUGAAAUACAGCUUAAAAAACAAGAUUAAAAUACAACAUUAAAGCAUUAAAAUGCAGCCUCAUUUCAGUGGAAACUCAAUCAAAAACUUCUGGGGGGAUAAAAACGUCUGGCUAACUAUCCAGACUGGUCCUACGUGGGCCAGUAAAAAGCCAGGGAAGUCCCCAAAUAGGAGUUCCAACACAGAAGGAGAAAGGAAAAAAGAAAGAGGGGAAGGGGAUCAACCUGAAUCAAGAUUAUUUCCCUCAUGAUUACCAACAAAGGGUUUGCAGGAGCAUGUCCAUUGCCUGAUGAAAAUUUGGAAAGCUGGGGGGGGGGGUUUUGGGGGGGGAGUGGGCUGACUCUAAUGCCAGCUAGGCCAGAUGGACAGAAAGCCAUGAAACAUAUUGGAUGAGCUUGGACCGCUCACUCACUCUCUCUCAGCCCAGCCUUACCUCACAGGGUUGUCGUGACGAUAAAAUGGGGAGGAAGAGAACCCACGUACCCCCACCUUGAGUGUCCCAAAGUUGCAGUGUGUGCUGGUCCCAAGGGUUAACCAUGCGGCGAGUCCAGUCCGAGGUCAAGGGUGCGGUAUGGAGGCUGUCCAUCAAAGGUGAAGCGGGGUCCAAGGCAGGGAGUCAGGUGAGGUCAGGAACUCUGGAAGAAGAGCUGGACAGGGUUCAGACAGGAACUAGCAACCAACAAUGUUGCUCCCACAACUUGGGACUGGGGCUGGCCGGCUUUUAUCUGCCCCGAGGCAUAGGGAGGCCCCGAUCCUCUGGUGACUCGCCUCUCCUGGCCUGGAGGCGAGCACUCCUCCUGCGGGAACUUAGUUCCCUCCGCCUCUCUGCCCUGAGCCUCUGCAGCUCAGGAGAGGCUGGAGGGUUACCGGACCCAGAGGUGACCUCAGCUUCCUCUGACGGGGCUGAGAGUGGAGCACCUGCAGGCAAUGGGUCCUCCAUCACCUCAGGAGCCAGAGCAGGCUCAGCUGAUGCCUGCACCUGAGGAUCCAGCACAGGUGUGGACCCUUCAGGCUCAAGCCCCAGCCCCGGCUCAGCUGGUUCUGGAGUCGGGGACUCCUGUGCUGGGAUCCCUCAUGUUCAGCCUCCAAGUCCAAAUCCCAGGCCAUCACACAGUGUAAUGCAACGGAUUAAAAUAAAUAACUGAAGUUUUGCACAUUCUGCGUGCCUCUCGACGGGGACUGAGCUUUUGGACUUCAGAAACGGGCAUCUAACCUGAGACGCAGUUUGGCUGCAAGCCACCUCCAUGCCAGUAGGGGCACUGUGGGCCAGGCAACCAAGAGAAGAAGCCAAUGUCUGGACCAGGGGUCAGCAAACUUUUUCAGCAGGGGGCCGCUCCACUGUCCCUCAGACCUUGUGGGGGGCCAGACUAUAUUUUGAAAGAAAAAAAAUGAAUUCUUAUGCCCCACAAAUAACCCAGAGAUGCAUUUUAAAUAAAAGGGCACAUUCUGUUGGGAUGCGUCCAAGGAAAUGGGGGCAAAUGGCAGGCCCCCAGCUGGCUCCAGCCCACCGGCUGGCAGCCAAGCGAUCUCCGGUCCUUGGUUCAGCAUGUAACCGCGGCUUGAGCUUCAUAAACCUUCAGAAGCUGAGCAUGCAAGCCAACAGUGAAUAAAACUUUUCGCAACAGAAGGGCAGAUAGAGGCUGUCUAAAGCGUAUAUACAGGCCUUUUAUUCAGCAUCGGGACAAAGGGGAAAACAUGUCUUCUCCCCUUCGUGUCCAAGCAAAAAGCAUAAGCAAAAGCUAUACACAAACGGAGGUUCCCAGCAAGCUGUGCCAGAAUGUAAACAGGCAUGUGACACGCAACAGCCUGUUCCUCUUAAGGUGGAAUGUAAUAUCUUAACACAUUCUUCUUGUUGUUGUUGUUUAGUUGUUUAGUCGUGUCCGCCUCUUUGUGACCCCCUGGACCAGAGCACGCCAGGCACUCCUGUCUUCCACUGCCUCCCACAGUUUGGUCAAACUCAUGCUGGUAGCUUCGAGAACACUGUCCCACCAUCUCGUCCUCUGUCGUCCCCUUCUCCCUGUGUCCUCCAUCUUUCCCAACAUCAGGGUCUUUUGCAGGGAGUCUUCUCUUCUCAUGAGGUGGCCAAAGUAUUGGAGCCUCAGCUUCAGGAUCUGUCCUUCCAGUGAGCACUCAGGGCUGAUUUCCUUCAGAAUGGAGAGGUUUGAUCUUCUUGCAGUCCAUGGGACUCUCAAGAGUCUCCUCCAGCACCAUAAUUCAAAAGCAUCAAUUCUUUGGCGAUCAGCAACUCUCCACUAUGACCUGUCCAUCUUGAGUGCCCUGCUCGGCAUAGUUCAUAGCUUCUCUGAAUUAUUCAAGCCCCUUCGCCACGGCAAGGCAGUGACCCAUGAAGGGGUAAUACAUUCUAUUCAUGUAAAAACAUGCUGAUUCCCGGACCGUUCAAGGGCUGGAUUGAGAAGGCGAUUGGGCCGGAUCCUGCCCCCGGGCCUUAGGUUGCCUACCCAUGGCCUGGACCAAGGGGUAGUGUGGGACUCCGCCAACUCUCUUUUUCUCUUUCUAGGUCCACACGGACAGUGAGUCCUCGUCGAACAGCCGCAAGGAAAUGCUGCCCAAACCCAUCACCAUCGUCACCAGUGAGUCCUCCUCCAGCUGCUACUUGCGGUCCCCGGUCUCCGAAGAGUUCUCCUUCAGCACGGCGCAGGGAGCAACGUCGAGCGGGCCGGUACGUGUCUGGGGCUGGGGUUGUCUCUGGGGCUUCUGGGUUAUAAAAUGUGGUUGUUUUGAGGAGCCCUUUCUGCUGUGGGGUGUACUCUUCAAACUACAGUGGUACCUCGGGAUGCGAACAGGAUCCGUUCCCGAGCCCCGUUCACAUCCCGAAUGGAACGCAAGAUGCGACGGCACGUCUGUGCGGGUUGUGUUUCGCCGCUUUUGCGCAUGCGCGUGACGUCAUUUUGAGCAUCUGCGCAUGCGCGAGCGGCGAAACCUGGAAGUAACGCACUCUGUUACUUCCAGGUUGCCGCGGAGCGCAACUCAAACAUGCUCAACCUGAAGCACAUUCAACUCGAGGUAUGACUGUAUUUAUUUAUGUAAUUACAGUGGUACCUCGGGUUAAGAACUUAAUUUGUUCUGGAGGUCUGUUCUUAACCUGAAGCACCACUUUAACUAAUGGGGCGGCUGUGUUGCCGCUGCACGAUUUCUGUUCUCAUCCUGAAGCAAAGUUCUUAACCCGAGGUAAUAUUUCUGGGUUAGUGGAGUCUAACCUGAAGCGUCUGUAACCCGAGGUACCACUGUAUUCAUUCAUUCUUGUACCCUGUCCAUCUAACUGGGCUGGCGCCUUCCAAUAAAAUUACAGGGAAAACAACCACCACCACCAUUAAAACCUUUCUGAUUCAAGAACAAUCAAAAGAAACAUUCAGACAAUUAAGUGCAGUGCGGUAUACAGUGGUACCUCAGGUUACAUACGCUUCAGGUUACAGACUCCGCUAACCCAGAAAUAGUGCUUCAGGUUAAGAACUUUGCUUCAGGAUGAGAACAGAAAUCGUGCUCUGGUGGCGCGGCAGCAGUGGGAGACCCCAUUAGCUAAAGUUGUGCUUCAGGUUAAGAACAAUUUCAGGUUAAGAACGGACCUCUGGAACGAAUUAAGUACUUAACCCGAGGUACCACUGUAGAAUAGUAUCAAAAUGAUUUUUUUAAUUGCAGAAUACGCUUAGAUAUUCCCAGAGCAUUCCACAGUUCUGCACGGCAUGUUGUCGUGAGCAGGGCUUUUCAACUCUGACAGAUAUGAAAGAUCGGAGAAGAGAAAGGCUUCUCUGUGCUGAUGAGAUGAGCCUGUUUGCCUCAAGUUAGAACUAAAAUAAAUGAGAUUGCAAGCAAGCUCGCACUUCUCAUCUCAGUUUGUAUACCUACUUAAGGUACGUAUGCAAGAGGCUUGUUUAUAAUUAUGUUUGGGUAUGAUUCCUGUUCUUAGGUACCUGCACUGUUUUAUACUUUCUGUAUGUCCCCUGACCAUAUUAUAAAGCAGUUGUGUUCUAUGUUACAAAUCAAGCACUGCUAAGAGUGGCUUUAUUUUUUUAAAAAAAAAUUAAAUCAAACUUUAUUAUACAGAAAUAUUAAAAUACAUACAAUAUAAAACAUUACAUUUCAGACAUUACAAAUUAUAAAUAUACAAAAGAAAAUAGAAGAAGAAAAAGAAAAGAAAUAGAAGAUGGUUUUAUUUACAAUUAAAAAAUAACUUUCCGACGAUACCCGUUGUACUAUUUUGAGAUUAGUUUCUUUACACAGUUUCCUGAAAAUAUUUUUCUCUGUUUUGAUUCUAGUUUCCUCCCAUAUUACCUUAUGUUACAAAACUCAUUCAAUAUCUGCCAUAAAGCUUUUGUUAUCACCGUAACCUUUGAGAUAUUCUUUGAUUACUAUCCAUUCUUUAUUAACAUCUUGUAUCGAGUUUCCUCUCACUAACCCAGUUAUCUUUGCUAGCUGUAGGUAUUCUACCAAUUUGGUCUGCCAUUCGAUUUUGGAGGGGAUGGUUUCGCUUUUCCAAUUUUUCGCAGUUAGAAUCCUGGCAGCAGUUGUGGCAUGCAUGAAUAGUGGUCUAACCUUCUUCUUGAUUUCCGUUGUCAUGAUUCCUAAUAAGAAAGCCUCGAGUCUUUUAGUGAAUGGGAGCGUGAACAUUUUUUGUUUAACUCAUUAUAAAUGAUGUCCCAGAAUUCUUUAAUCUUUUCGCACUCCCACCACAUAUGCAAGUAUGUUCCAAUUCCGUUUUUUGGCUUAUUUUAUGUUUCCCAGUUCUUAAUACAGUGGUACUUCGGGUUAAAUACUUAAUUUGUUCUGGAGGUCCGUACUUAACCUGAAACUGUUCUUAACCUGAAGCACCACUUUAGCUAAUGGGGCCUCCCGCUGCCGCCGCGCCGCCGGAGCACAAUUUCUGUUCUCAUCCUGAAGCAAAGUUCUUAACCUGAAGCACUAUUUCUGGGUUAGCGGAGUCCGUAACCUGAAGCGUAUGUAACCUGAAGCGUAUGUAACCCAAGGUACCACUAUAAAAAAAAAUUGGUGGGGCACUCACAAAUGUUGAUCCUGAAAGUGUGGCCCGGAGGAAAACAGUUUGAGAGCCACAUGCUUUUAGGGAUUUUGCAUUUUAAGUGCUAUUGGCGGUAGCGCUUGGCUGGGUUUCUCCACCCUGCUUCGGCUGUGCGAUGACCACACCUGUGUCCUUUCUGUCCCCUUCCCCGCGGCAGGUGCAGCCCCAGACCUUGCAGCAGCUGAUGCUCCCCGACGAAGAGGAGCUGGAGAGCAUCACCCCUUGCAAAGAGCUCUGGGUAACCAAAGGCUACGAGGACUACCGCCGGGCGGUGGUUCAGAAGCGGCAAAUGGACCCGGACAAAAUCGACAUGUGCGUCCACUUCGAGAAGGGAGGCGGCGGUGGCGGCGGCAAGUCUCCGCGGGAGAAAGAGUACUGCUUGCCCCCCGGGGCCGAAGGGCGGCGCAAGGACCCCAAGGCCUCUCCGUCCUGCCACAUCCAUGGCGCCCCCUCGCCGCCGCGGCACAAGCCCCUGAAGGAGCAGCAGCAGCAGCAGGCGCCCCCCGGCGCGCCAGGCGUGGAGGAGGACACGGUGCCCUCCCGCUGCGUCUACUGCCGGGACGUCUUUAACCACGAGGAGAACGGGCGCGGGCAGUGCCAGGACGCCCCCGACCCCAUCGGCCGCUGCGUCUACCAGUUCACCUGCAUGUGGUGUGCGGAGAGCAUGCUCUACCACUGCAUGUCGGACUCCGAAGGAGAGUAUUCGGACCCCUGCUCCUGCGACACCGGGCACCCGCACUUCUGCAUCCGCUGGAUGGCGCUCGUCACCCUCUCCCUCGUCGUCCCCUGCAUGUGCUGCUACCUGCCCCUCCACGCCUGCCACACGUGCGGCGAGCACUGCGGCUGCUGCGGCGGCAGGCACAAGGCGGUGCGGUGA
Podarcis lilfordi (Lilford's wall lizard) is the source of this 10433-nucleotide messenger RNA. Lineage: Eukaryota; Metazoa; Chordata; Lepidosauria; Squamata; Lacertidae. The record is from the annotation of a GenBank genome assembly.